Molecule: messenger RNA, 201 nt
Organism: Clunio marinus
Lineage: Eukaryota; Metazoa; Arthropoda; Insecta; Diptera; Chironomidae
Source: the annotation of a GenBank genome assembly
AUGUUUCUGAUAAGGACUCUUCCUGAUCGAGACUACGCUAUUGAACGCAGCAAUGUUUGUUUUACGAUUGAUGCCGUAGGUUUAUUAAAGAAAAUUAAUAAAUGGAUUAUGAAACAUUUCCCAGAACUCUUUUAUUCACAACAAAGUUCAAUCAUUUUAAUGCAUUUCCGAAAAUAUGAAUUACAAAACAGCAAAGAAUAA